AUGUUUUCCGAGGACGAGUGGGGAAUGUUCGCCCGGCCGGCCAAAUGCGGCGAAGCGGCCUUUCCCGUGCUCACGCCAUCCUCCGGACGUUCUGCCAUUGAUGAGGAAGUGGGGCUGCUUGACAUCACUCCCGGCAUGGUCGACGAGACCUCGCCGUUGAAGUUCCUUCAGAUUGUUGCCGUCAAGCCCUCCGAGGUGGAGAAUUAUCGAAUGAGCUCUCCAUUCUUCGUUGUCAUGGAGUUGCCGACCGAGUGCACAGUGAAUCAUCCGUGCUACGGCAAACAACGGCCGGAGGACUUGGGCAUCGGCUGUGCGAGGCACUGGAUGGUCAGAUUGGCGGCUGCGCUGCGGAUGACCUACGCUUUCUUCCUGGACGACACCGUGAGGUCUUGGCGUGGAGUGACUUUAGUCGAGGAUACCCAGAGCCUCUUCGGGGUACCGCCCGACAGCACCAGGGCGCGAUUCACCCCAGUUCCCCUUGCCAGGGUUAUGUCCUACCUCGCGGAGCCCAAGUUCCUCACAGAGGACAUGCCGGCAUUCGCAUCCUUCGGCUUCGCUAGGAUGGCUCCUGAGUUCCUCGCCGUGCGAAGGGCCUUUUGCCGCGCUCAUGUUUACUCCGGAUACCUCCUGAACAUUUCGAAAAUAGAGAAAGAGCGCCUGAACUUCAAGCAGGAACAGUUCAUCUGGGAGGACUUGGUCUUCAAUUUAGACUGUCACGACGUGGUGAGGAGCAACCGCUUCGCCAUGGUGAAAGUUCCCUUCAGCAGCGGUGGCUGCUCGGCGCAGCUUGCUCGCAGCGACAAGGCCACCUUCGUCCGGGUCGGGCGCCCGAUGGGUGUAGAGCCUGCAGCCAGAGCAUGCCUGGGCCCAGCUUUCGGUCAUUCUGCAAGCAGAAGACUCUCAAGGCUGAAAGGGUUCUACACGAGGUAG
Molecule: messenger RNA, 930 nt
Organism: Symbiodinium necroappetens
Lineage: Eukaryota; Dinophyceae; Suessiales; Symbiodiniaceae
Source: the annotation of a GenBank genome assembly